Salvia hispanica is the source of this 1780-nucleotide messenger RNA. Its product is annotated as glucan endo-1,3-beta-glucosidase 11-like. Gene Ontology annotation, biological process: carbohydrate metabolic process. The record is from RefSeq and is a predicted model, not a curated record. Gene Ontology annotation, molecular function: hydrolase activity, hydrolyzing O-glycosyl compounds. Lineage: Eukaryota; Viridiplantae; Streptophyta; Magnoliopsida; Lamiales; Lamiaceae.
UGUCGGUUCCACCGUUGGCAUAGAUCAGAAAUGGCAGUUCCAUCUCCACCUUCACCAACAUCAAACUCAUGUAGUUUUUCUAAACAAAAAAAGACACAAUAGUACUGAAUACAACGUGUUUAACAGUGAAAUAAAUAAAGACAGCACGUGCCAAGUGACACUAGUCCACAACCCAAUCUUCAUAUCUCCUCCAGCUGUUACACAUUCCACAUUAUAUCAUCACCAUCUCUCCUUCCAAGUUCCACCUCCACUUCACUCAUGGCGUCGGCGUCUCUCACCCUCUCCCUCCUCUUCUCAGCACUAUUGUUGACAACAACAACAACAACAACAUCAGCAUUAGGAAUCAACUACGGGCAGAUCGCCAACAACCUCCCCCACCCGGAAUCAGUAGUCCCCGUGGCCAAAUCCAUGGGCAUCACCCGCAUCAAGCUCUACGACGCCGACCCCAAAGUCCUCAAGGCCUUCGCCAACACCGGCGUGGAAUUCGUGGUCGGCCUCGGCAACGAGUAUCUCUCCGACGUGACCGAUCCCAAAAAAGCCCUCUCCUGGGUGAAAUCCAACGUCCAAUGCUACCUCCCCGCCACCAAAAUCUCCUACAUUGCCGUCGGCAACGAGGUCCUCACCUCCAACGACUCCUCCUCCCUCUCCCCCCACCUCCUCCCCGCCAUGGAAAACAUCCACUCCGCCCUAAUCUCCCUCAACCUCCACCGCCAGGUCACCGUCACCACCCCCCACUCCCUCGCCGUCCUCGACGUCUCCUACCCCCCCUCCGCCGCCCUCUUCCGCCGCGACAUCGCCAAGCAGCUCUCCUGCAUCCUCGAUUUCCACUGCAAAGUCGGAUCCCCCUUCUUAAUCAACGCCUACCCUUACUUCGCCUACAAGGCCGACCCCAAGCGCGUCCCGCUCGAUUUCGUCCUCUUCGAGGGAUCCGGAAUCGUCGAUUCCGGGUCGGGGCUCCAUUACGACAACAUGUUUUACGCCCAAAUCGACGCGGUCAAUUCGGCCGUGGAGAAGAUGGGGUACGCCGGGAAGGUGAAGCUCCAGAUCUCGGAGACCGGGUGGCCGUCCAAGGGGGACGGGGACGAGCCCGGUGCGACGCCGGAGAAUGCGUGUAGGUACAAUGGGAAUUUGCUGAAGCUUCUUAACCAGAACAAAGGGACUCCGAUGAGGCCGGAGAUGAAUUUCAAUGUAUAUGUUUUUGCUUUGUUUAAUGAGAAUAAGAAGCCCGGCCCGACUUCGGAGAGGAAUUUCGGGCUGUUGAAGCCCGACGGGACGCCGGUUUAUAAUCUCGGGUUCAAUCUGACCGGGCUCGGGUCGGGCGGGUCAAGCAGCGGAGGAGGAGGCGGUGGUGGAGGUGGUUCAAGCUCCGAUGGGACAAUGCCUUCGGUGUCGUUGCCAGGGGGAAAUCCUCCUAACGGCUACUUAUCCAUUGAUGAUGGGGAGAGGCUUGGAGUUGGAGUAUUAUCGAUUUUAUGCAUGAUCAUAAUUGCACUACAAAUAUGAUCUGAUGAGAAUAGAAUUCAUCGAAGACAAGUAAUAGAUGAGUUGAGAAAAAUGUGUAUGAUGUUCAUUAGUUAUGUGAGUACUUAUUAUUUAUUUGAAUUUGGUUCCUCAAUUUUAGGCUUUUUUUAUUUAAUUAGUGGUGUGAAUUCGGUGACUCUAAAUUCCAAAAUCAGUCGUAUCAUAAACAUGGAACCGCACUUUUAGGCUGGCGAUGCCAAUAAUGUCAUGCUUCUUGUAAUUUAUUUUUUGUCUAGAGUAUCUUUUCUUUUUCACCAAA